AUGGAAGGUUAUAUUCGGGCAUAUACGGCAGGAACAGGCAAGAAAUGGAAGGACCUGUUACCUAUCUGUGAAUACGCCUACAACAAUGCGAAGCAUACGUCGACGGGGCAAUCGCCGUUCUACUGCAAUUAUGGCUUCCACCCUCGAACGGAUUGGCCUACGGAUGCAGAGAUCGAACGAUUAGACGCCAACGGGAACAACUACUUGGAUGAGAUCAUCACGGCUCAUGAGUUAGCGAGAGACACGCUACAGAAGACCUUCGACAGGAUGGCGUCAAAGCCAGGACCGGCAGUACAGCGGUUCACUAUCGGUCAGAAAGUCUUGCUGGACACUCGGAACCUAGGAGGAUACUCCAAGUGGUCAGACAAGUUCACAGGGCCCUUUACAGUUUCAGCAGUGGUGGGCUAUCGGGCUUACCGUCUCGAACUUCCGGUAGAAUGGAAGGUUCACGACGUCUUUCACGAGAUGCUGCUGCGACCCUAUCGCGAGGACCCGGAUCCCACCAGAAAACAAAAUACACGAAAGCGACUGGCAACACCCGAGCCACAGGAGGCAUUGGCAGACGAGAAUUUCCAGCCAACCUCGAACACACGACCUCAUACGCGAAGUCGAGGCCCAGCGAUCGAUAAUGACCGGGCUCAUAAGCGACAACGGAACAGGCGGGACUAA
Molecule: messenger RNA, 669 nt
Organism: Morchella importuna
Lineage: Eukaryota; Fungi; Ascomycota; Pezizomycetes; Pezizales; Morchellaceae
Exons: 1
Coding region: 1-669 (222 amino acids)
Molecular function (GO): nucleic acid binding
Source: RefSeq, a predicted model, not a curated record